AUGAUGCUGCAUAUCUUAGAAGCCUGUCACUUCUCUCUAGUAGGUGGUCAUCGUGGAGGUGCCCGACCAACCCACAAGGUACUUCAGAGUGGGUACUACUGCUCUACAAUCCAUCAGAACUCAAUUGAUCUAGUCAAGGGGUGUGAUAUCUUCCAGAGGCAAGGAGCCAUCUAUUGUCAGCAUGAAUUGUCAAUGACACCUAUUUUGGAGGUGGAACUGUUUGAUGUGUGGGGAGUUGACUUCAUGGGACCAUUUGUAAGCUCCUAUGGGAAAAAGUACAUACUGGUGGUAGUGGACUAUGUGUCCAAAUGGGUUGAGGCAGUCACCCUGCCUAAAAAUGAUGGUAAAAGUGUUGUUGGUUUUCUGAAGAAGAAUAUAUUGUCAAGGUUUGGUACACUUAGAGCGAUUAUCAGUGAUAGAGGCUCCCAUUUUUGUAAUAAAGUGUUCAGUUCACUUUUAGCUAAAUAUGAGGUAAAACAACAUAAGGUGGCAACAUCAUAUCAUCCACAAACAAGUGGGCAAGUUGAGGUAUCGAAUCGGGAGGUCAAAGUGAUUUUGGCAAAGACAAUGAAUGUCAACAGAACAGAUUGGGCUAGAAAGUUGGAUGAUGCUUUAUGGGCAUAUCAGAUAGCUUUCAAGCCAUCUAUUGGUAUGUCUCCAUAUCAUUUGGUGUUUGGAAAGGCAUGUCAUUUGUUUGUUGAGCUGGAGCAUAACACACUCUGGGCACUAAAGAAGUUGAAUCUUAGUUGGAGUGAAACAACGAACCUGACACUGGAUAAGAUAAAUGAAAUGGAUGAAUUUCGUCUGAAGGCUUAUGAGAGGAAGAAGUUGGACAAAAGAACUGAAGAGCUGAGAGUUGGAAUACGUCACGAGCUCUACCACAAACCGUGGUGCUCUUCAUGA
This is a messenger RNA of Solanum tuberosum (potato), 903 nucleotides long. RefSeq lists its product as uncharacterized. The record is from RefSeq and is a predicted model, not a curated record. Gene Ontology annotation, molecular function: nucleic acid binding. The transcript has 2 exons. NCBI's taxonomy places the organism in Eukaryota, Viridiplantae, Streptophyta, Magnoliopsida, Solanales, Solanaceae. Gene Ontology annotation, biological process: DNA integration. Bases 1 to 903 code for a protein of 300 amino acids.